Messenger RNA from Neohortaea acidophila, 1099 nucleotides. RefSeq lists its product as uncharacterized. Gene Ontology annotation, biological process: protein import into mitochondrial intermembrane space. The coding region runs from base 88 to 1014 and encodes 308 amino acids. Gene Ontology annotation, molecular function: protein-disulfide reductase activity. Gene Ontology annotation, cellular component: mitochondrial intermembrane space. The transcript is spliced from 2 exons. The record is from RefSeq and is a predicted model, not a curated record. NCBI's taxonomy places the organism in Eukaryota, Fungi, Ascomycota, Dothideomycetes, Mycosphaerellales, Teratosphaeriaceae.
GAACUUCCCAAGAAAGAUUUCUAAGCCUCUACGACUCGUCAACGUCUCUCAGCCUUCGCCUCACCGCCCAUCGAAUUGUUCGCCGCAAUGUUCAGACCGGCAUUUCGGGCGACACUAGCAUCCUCACCGGCCCGAGCGGCCCCAGGAGCGCGAGCGGCGCGACGCUUCCUCAGUACCGCGCCGCCACAUCACAAAUCCAGGAGUUGGAAGAGUUCGGCGGCGCGAUGGGGAUUGGCGGGGGCGGCAGUGUAUUACUAUAACACUGCGACGGUGUUUGCGGAAGAGCCAGCACAUGUAAUGCACAUUCCUCCGGAGACGCCACGAGAAGCAGACGCCUACCCGACCGUUGCAUCCAUCUCGGAGCAGAGAAGAGCGCAAGCAAGAUCGCAAGCCCAAACAAAAGCCACGGAUGCGUCAUCGACACCAGCAACGGGGACGGCGACGGCGACAAAGCCUGACGCAGAACAGGUGGCGCCUGGAUCGCCAGAAGCUCUGGAGGAAGAAGCUGGAGAACAAGGGGCAUUCAACGAGGAGACUGGCGAAAUCAACUGGGACUGCCCGUGUCUCGGUGGGAUGGCGCAUGGUCCUUGCGGGGAGCAGUUCCGCGCGGCAUUUAGCUGUUUUGUCUUCUCGAAGGAGGAGCCGAAGGGGGUGGACUGCAUUGAACACUUCAAGACGAUGCAGGAUUGCUUCAGACAACACCCGGAUGUUUACGGCUCUGAGUUGGAGGACGAUGAGGAUGCUGCGUCGCCAAUAGAGUCGCAGGAGGGACAAGCUGGUGCUGCGGAGCCGGCGGCGGUACAUGCAGUGGCAAAGGAGAGUUCCGGGGUGGCUGAGAGCAGGACACAGACGGCCGAAGCAGCCCAGACUUCGGCAUCUCAAAACGAGGACCCUGUGCAGGUGUCGAGAGACGAAUUGCAGCAGGAGCAGAAGGCAGCGAAACGGGCUCCAGGGAGCGGCGAUACGACCGAACCAUGGCAUGAUGCCAGAGGCGAGAAGCCCAACGCGGGCUGAUGCAAUGGCCGACGCCGAACCCCUUGUACAAUCUGAUGUAGAAUAGAUAGAACAUUGCCACUCACCAAACAUGUAUAUCCCUCAC